Molecule: messenger RNA, 1944 nt
Organism: Cryptotermes secundus
Lineage: Eukaryota; Metazoa; Arthropoda; Insecta; Blattodea; Kalotermitidae
Exons: 5
Coding region: 253-1230 (325 amino acids)
Cellular component (GO): mitochondrion
Source: RefSeq, a predicted model, not a curated record
CUCGGAAGUCGGAAUUGAAUGGUGGAUGUGUUAUGUAACUUACGUACGGAUUUCCUUGACGUUGAGGACCUUGAGUGGGGAAGUUGAAUUGCGAGAAGUGAUGCCUGCUGUACUUUGGCUUUACCAUUGUCCGCCAUUGUAUGAAUGUAUGAGGGUUGGGCGUGCUUGGCACUUGCACCGCGACCACAGUGAUCUAUUGAAAUUGUAAAGCCUAUAAACUUUUCAUCAAUCCUGGCACAAGCCAACUGAAAAAUGGCUUCGCAGUUGCAGUAUGUUGGAAGGGGACAGUUGUUAUUAAGGCAUUCGAAGAAGUGUUGGGCGUCACAGCAUUACAGCGUGUUUGUGAACAGUUCACCCGAAAAAUGUUUAGGUGAGCAACAGAAGAGUUCAAGAGACAUACUCCAGAAGUCACAAGAGCUGCAUGUGUCAGCAGCAAAGCAGUAUCCCACUGUACAGCCUCUUCCUUUGCCUGCAAAUGUAGAAGAAAUAAAUGCUGCUGAGAUGGCAUGUUUCUCUCCACAGCGAGUAAGAGACAUCUCAGGUCCAGUCAUCUUAUCAAAAACAGUUGGAAAUUUUUUGAAUGGUUGUGCAAGGAGCUACAACCAGCAGUCAUAUCCACUAGAUUUGCAUGUGGCAAGCUAUGAUUGUAGGGGUACAGUGAGCCUGAGUUCUCUGAUGCAAACCAUGGUGCCAGAGCCAUUCUCAAAGGAAGGUCAUGCUACAUACCUGAACAUGCCAGGUGGACAGUGGGCCCAGGGUCACAAGUAUAUCUCCAGAGACAUGCAUAAUACCCAUUACCAGAACUUGAAACAGAAGUCAACACCAAAAGAUGGAGAUCCAGGUACAUUGGGUAGUAAGAAAUUGUCAUCAAAAUCAUACUGUUUUCUCUUUAGCACUAACACAGACAGUAGUAAAUUGUCACGUAGAGAUAAGCUGAAACGUGCGGUCAAAGAUUAUGGAGUGACAGUGGUUAUUUUCCAUAUUGGCAUUUCAUUGUUAUCACUAGGUGGAUUCUACUUGGCAGUGACUAGUGGUGUAGAUUUGUCUGGGUUUGUGGCACAUGUUGGAGGAGGAGAAGUAGCUGCAGAAGCCAGCAGUUUUGUAGUUGCCUACGCUUUGCACAAGAUGUUGGCUCCAGUUAGAAUUGGAAUUACUCUGGCAGCUGUGCCAGUCAUUGUGCGCUACUUACGCAAGAUUGGAGUGCUGAAAAUUCCAAAAUCACCUACUUAAUGAAAGUAACAUAUAUUAUCUGUUAUACUAAGUGUAUUUGAAUUUGUGAUAAGGUCAUUUGUAUAUGUAGAUAUAGUAUUCAUAUCUUACAUUACAUUUGAAAGGAAGCAUGCACUUAUGAUUUUAAGAGCCUCCAGAGUUAAAGGUGAAUGAAAACUUUUUUCUUUUAUAUUCUGCUCUGGCAAAAAUAUCCUAGGAGACCUACAAUUUAUAUUCAUCUAGUUUUGUUAGGGGAAUUAAAUCAAGAAAUACAAAAUUUUGUAUGGAAAAUCUUAUGGAAAGAAAAUAUAUGGAAGACCUAGGCAUGGAUAAGAGGAUAUGGUUAGUUGGCACAGAAUGCUUCAUUCUCAGCUGAGAUAAUUUUCUACCUAGCAUACCAGUAUUUCAUCAUUGUAUCUUACUCUAUCCAUAAAGCAUCUCACUUGGAUUACUGUUUGAUGCAGAGAUUUGUCAAGACACCCACUGAAGAAACAUCAGUAAGUUUGGUUGACAUAAGAUUCUUUUUCACCAUGUUUGGAGGAUAUUAAUAUUUCCUGUGUUCUUCCAUUCAAAUUUCCAAAUUUCCCUUGCUUUGGCAAGAUGUUACCUUCUUGCCAUAUUUUUUUCCAAUUUUUUUGUAAUAGUUUUAAAGGGAAUUUUUGUUUAUAUUAUAAGGUAUAUUUUGUAAAUGUUUAUAUACCAUUACUGAAUAACAAUAAAGCAAUUAAAUAAUUA